ACACUUCACAAUAGCAAAACAUCACCAUUAAUUUCCAUAGAGUAGUAACUCUCAUUUAUUAUAGAGAUAAAAAAAUCAUUGAACAAAUUAAGAAAAUUUACUUUAUGAUCAAUAUGGAUGAAGCAGAUUCAGUUUCAAUUUCAGCAUAUGAUGUGAUGACAAGUUGGUUUACACCCUCUUGUAUAUUCUUAGUUGUCAACCUUGUUAUUGGCACCAUAGCUAUUACCUCCCGUUUCGCCGCUCAACGAAAAGGGGACUCGCCACCGCAACUCGUCCGUUCCACGUCGUCGUUUCUUGGACGAGUCACGUCCUUCGGUCUCAGUUGUUGUAAAUACAAACCAGCAUGCUCAGCAACAACAACAAUUCCAUUAGAAACUCAGAUCGAACCGAUUGAUAGUUGUGACGUGCCUCAGUUCGAUCGGGCCGUACCAUCUACCAUGUUGGACCGAGUCAAGUCAAAUGACAUGGGCCUUUCUAAAACAGAAAUUAAUAAAGGCCCAGAUGACUUGACCCGGAAUCCUCUGCCUAGAGCUCCGUCGUUCUUGGAACGGUUGAUGUCAGGGAAUUUUCGUCGAUUGGAUUCGAUAAAGGAGGAGAAGCAACCAAAAUCCGAAGUGGAACUGGAAUCUGAGGGGGAGGAUGUGUUGAGAGAAAGGGUAGAAGAGGAAGAAGUGGAUGCAAAGGCUGAUGAUUUUAUAAAAAGGUUUAAGCAGCAACUAAGAAUGGAAAGACUUGAUUCCAUUCUACGUUAUAGGGAUAUACUUAAUAGACACUGAUGAGAAUAUAACAUGUCUAAGAGAGAACAAAAAUAUAAGUCUAGUUUGGUUGGAAAAGGAAGCAGAACGUGUUUUUCCAUUAAUCCCUUUAGUUUAUUCACCAUAAGUUGCAAUGGCAAACCACAUAAGAAAUGAGUUGGCCUAGCUAGUUUGUUGUUUGUAAAAAAAUGGUAUAUUGCGUUUUGUUCUGCAGGUUGAUAAAACUUAUGUUGCUAGUUUUUUUAGUUUAGUUGUAUUGAGAUGUUGAAUAGUUUUGGAACUGAUUAUGGUUCACACUUAUCAUACAUUUAAUUGCGUUUGAUUA
Molecule: messenger RNA, 1080 nt
Organism: Trifolium pratense (red clover)
Lineage: Eukaryota; Viridiplantae; Streptophyta; Magnoliopsida; Fabales; Fabaceae
Product: pathogen-associated molecular patterns-induced protein A70-like
Exons: 1
Coding region: 105-776 (223 amino acids)
Source: RefSeq, a predicted model, not a curated record